GUUGGCGCCAAACCAUACAGCCGUGUUUGUCGAUACGGGGGACGACUGUAUCAGUUGGGAUGGCAGGUGCCUAUUGCUGGUGAGCCCUGUGCCCAAUGCCAGUGCGACGAGCACUGGGAUGACAACAAUCCAUUGGACAGUCUGUCCUGCGGUCGCGUUGACUGUGAGCCGGAUCUGCAAAUCAAACUGAAGGCCGGCUGUCGGCCCCUAUACUCGUCACACGAGUGCUGUCCAGUCGACUAUUACUGCGGCCCGCAGUGUGUAUUCAAUGGGACCCGAUAUCCAUUGGACACCAAACUAUAUCUGAGCCAUACAUCGGGCGACGGCACGUGCGAUGAGUGCCGGUGUUCAGCGCCACCACAUUUCACAUGUGUUAACAGUGUCUGUACGGCACGGAUUGGCCACAAAUUACUUCAGCUCAAGAGUAUUCGAUGAAUUUAUUUUUAUAUAAAUAA
Messenger RNA from Medioppia subpectinata, 455 nucleotides. Lineage: Eukaryota; Metazoa; Arthropoda; Arachnida; Sarcoptiformes; Oppiidae. The record is from the annotation of a GenBank genome assembly.